Molecule: messenger RNA, 1410 nt
Organism: Sodiomyces alkalinus F11
Lineage: Eukaryota; Fungi; Ascomycota; Sordariomycetes; Glomerellales; Plectosphaerellaceae
Exons: 1
Coding region: 53-1123 (356 amino acids)
Source: RefSeq, a predicted model, not a curated record
UCAUCAAGGCACUCAGACACAUCACCAACAAAAACACGCAACAAAAGUAAGUAUGUUUCCUUCCUUUUGGUCAACCCGUUUUGGCCGGAACGCACCUGACAACCGUCUCCCAACUCUCCCCAUCGAGCUCCGAGCGAACAUCGCAAGGCAAUACGUUAACAGACUCCGCUCAGAACUAGUAUGGAACGAUGACGGCGAUGCCACCAACCAGUUCCUCCCGCCCCUCCGCCACAUGCGCCGACCCAUCUACCCCCACACCGAGUGGUGGGUGCCACCGCACGGCCGCAUCAUCGACGGCGCCGACCUACGCGACCACCCGAACGACAACACCCUCCCCAACCGCGUGGAAAACGACCCCCUCCGGCGCGAAGUCAUGACCCACCUGAACCCGCUGCUGCGCACGAACCGCGAGAUGCGCGAGCACACCGUGCGCUCCUUCUGGGAGGACACCUGGGUCAACGUCGAGAUCACGUCGGGGCGGCACGGCACGCGGUUCCGCGAACUCGCCGACGGGACGCAAAUCGCCAUCCCCGUGUUCACGGCAGGGUCGGAUAGCCGCAUGGGCCGUCUCGUGCACCGGCUCGCGGAUCCCGUGGUCGAAUCGACGGCGCCCGUGCCCACGACCUCGCCGUACACGACGCUCGGUGAGCAUAUCCGCCGGUUGAGCAUCCGGUUCGAACACGGCUUGCCGCCGUACAGCGGCCGGCAGGACGAGGUGGGGCCGUGGGACUUGCCGAUGCUGCGGGAAUGCAUGCAGGAGCUGGUGAGGCUCACGCCCAACGUCCGCCGGCUGGAGCUGUUCUUCGACACGAACGAUACCUUGCAGUACAUGACCGAGAACGGCGUCUUGGACAUUGUCACACAAAUCUUGGACCAGCGGAUUGCCCGCCGGGAAAGGGUCUUCUUGCGGUCCAUCGUCAUCCGUGGCGGCGACUGCCGAGCUUUGAUCCUCGCCUGGCGCAGGCGGUAUCCUGGACUUCGGAUUGACGGGCUUAUGUGGAAUGUGAACCCGUACCUAAUUAUCCAUUACCGUGAUCGGUGGAUAUCGAAUAACUUGCCUCGUCCUGAUGCGCCUCCUCGGUGGGUUAGAGACGACGAGGAGGUGUUGGAGGAGGAGGGAUAGGCUUAGCUACUCGCGCCUCUUCUAAUCUUCUAUAGGUAAGUCUCCCCUGAAUCAUAUGAAGAGCGUUGAUCCCCAUCUAGGUAGGUUUUGACAGUCAAUAACUCAAUUACCCGAAUGGAACCCACUACGAAUCAAUGAAAGUCCAUCGAUACACAACUCAAUAGAAUAAAAGACAUGUAUGAAGAUUUAUACCUGAAUAUGUGACUGUGAACGUAUGAAUCAGGCGUCUCUCAACUCCCAGAGCCAUACGUGACAAUGAAAUAAGACGAGAGAAUUCAUGUGCAUGG